AGUAGAUGUGCUGACAGGUUGUAUAGGUAAUCAAUGCUCACUUUGACAACUCUGUCCUUUCAAUUAAAAGUGGAGCCAUUCUGAAAUCCCUGAAGAAUUGUAGAGUCAGAAGGGAAACUUUCAGUAAAGUCUCUUCUUUUGCUCCUUUCUCUUUCUUCAGUACUGCCAGAUCCCCAGUUUCCUGCCCUAUCCUAAGAAAGAAACUUUGGAGAUCAGACUAUGAUCAAACUAUGGAAGCCCAAUCACUCUCAUCCAGGAUCCAAGGUGUCUAUAGCAUUUGAAGAUGUGGCUGUGUACCUCACCCAGGAGGAGUGGGACUAUCUGGGACCUGCUCAUAGGGGCCUCUACAGGGAUGUGAUGCUAGAGAAUUACAGCAAUUUUACCUCCUUGGGAUUUCCAGUAUCUAAACCUGAUGUGAUCUCCCAGUUGGAGCAAGGGAAUGCACCAUGGGUCCUGGACACACAGGCAGCUGAGGGGAAAGGCACCCUAAGCAAUGACUAUUCAGAUUGUGUCACCAGAAUUCAGAACAAAGAACUAUCUCUAAAGAAUGAAAUUUCAGAAGAGAUUAAAUCACAAUGGCUGAAAGCAGAAAAAAUCACAAGGGUUGUUUCCAAGGGACUAAAGCUUGAAGAAACUUGGAAAAGAGAGGCUAUUCUGUGGAGAGAUAAAAGAAGCCACACCAUAGAGAGAUUGAAGAAAUCUCUUUUCAAGGUGAAUAGUUUCAGGCCAAUGUUAAUCAUCCAGGAGAAAAUCUCCACAAUAGAUGGAGGGCAGACAUAUGACAAAUGUGGAGAAAACUGCAAUCUGAAUUCAAACACUGUUUCAUAUAAAGGAUUUCCUAUAAGAAAGGAACUCCCUCAAUGUGAUACAUAUGAUCAAAAUUUCACACAUAAUUCACAUGUUGAUGAAUCUGGAAAUUUCUUCAAUUAUAAUUCAACCUUUAAUAUACAUCAGAGAAUUCAUUCUGGAGGAAAACCUCAUGAAUGUAAUGAAUGUGGGAAAGCCUUCAAAGGGAGUACAGAUCUUACUAGACAUCAAAGAUAUCAUACUGGCGAGAAGCCCUAUGAGUGUAAUGAAUGUGGAAAAGCUUUCAUUCAGAUCUCUAAUCUUAUUCAGCAUCAGAGAAUUCACACUGGAGAGAAACCCUAUGAAUGUAGUGAAUGUGGAAAAGCUUUCAUUCAGAGCUCUAAUUUGAUUCGACAUUACAGAAAAUGCCAUGGAGAAAAACCUUAUGAAUGCAAUCAGUGUGGGAAAGCUUUCAGUGAACGCUCAAUCCUGAUUGAACAUCAUAGAAUUCAUACUGGAGAAAAACCCUAUGUAUGCAAUGAGUGUGGAAAAGCUUUUGUCCAGAGCUCAAAUCUUAGUCAACAUCACAGAAUUCAUACUGGAGAAAAGCCCUAUCUAUGUAAUGAAUGCGGAAAAGCCUUCAGGCAGAGCACUAACCUUAUUCAACAUCAGAGAACACAUAAUGGAGAGAAACCUUAUGAAUGUAGUGAAUGUGGGAAAACCUUCAGACAAAGCUCACACCUUCGUCAACAUCAGAGAACACAUAGUUUUCAAAACCAGAUAAUACAUACUAGAAGGAAACCAUAUGAAUGUAAUGAAUGUGGAAGAUCCUUCAGUCAAAAUUCAUAUCUCAUUCAACAUUAUAGAAUUCACACUGGGGAAAAACCUUAUGAAUGUAGUGGAUGUGGCAAAGCCUUUAGUGCACGAUCCACACUUAUUCAACAUCAGAGAAUUCACACUGGAGAGAAACCGUAUGAAUGUAGUGAAUGUGGGAAAGCUUUCAGGCAAAGAACACAACUUAUUGAACAUCAACGAAUUCAUACUGGGGAAAAACCAUAUGAAUGUAGUGAAUGUGGAAAAACUUUUAAUUAUAGCUCCAAUUUUAUUCACCACAGGAGAAUUCAUUUGAAAACAUAAUCUUAUGAGUGAGAUUUUUUUAAAAAUUAUUUUAAAAAAUUGUUCAACUUACAUUGUGCCUCUACUUCAAUUGUACCCCAAAGGCUACAGUUUAACUCUCUGAGUCUGUAUGUAGAUGGGUCAGAAUAAUAUUCAAUUAUUGUCAACUUUUAAAUUCUAUUUAUGAUUAGAGAGCGAACUAAAAGAAUAAUUACAGAAGAGUCCAGCAAAUGCUCUUAAGCUAAGAAUAAUUUAUUGCACUGAUCCUCAUAACUUACUACAUAUGCCUUUUUUCUUUACCUGUGCUCUGCCUCAAUAAUGGUGUGGAAUCUAGGAACAUGGACAGGGAAUUGGGUCAAAAAGUUCUUGCAUCCUUAGAUUUAAGGAUGUUGUUAUUCAAGAUGUGGCUUCUCUUUCCCCACUUUUAUUUUUUUUAAAGGACCCAGAAGUCUAUCUGGUCUGCAGGGUAAUAGAUAGAAGAGAGGGAAGGAGGAGGAGCAGCAUGCAUAGAGUGAUUAUAAAUCAACAUUAGAACUGAAUUAAUCAUCUUCCCCCGUGGUUUUCUUUCCUAGCUUCCUCAUUUCCAUUAAUUGCACCAACAUUCCCCUGGUUACUUGGGUUCAAAAUCUCAGGGUUGUUUUUUGAUGUUUUCCUCUUUUUUUUUAAUCAGUUAAUGACAUCUACCGAGUCAUUAUAAGGCACUAUGUGAGGCACUCUAAGGGAAAGAAAGACAUAUAUCAUGUAGUCCCUUGCAUUGAGAAUCUCAAAACACAUAAAUGUAUGGGGCACAGGGAAAGUGCAUGACCAUAUUAUCAAUUCUUCCAAAUCCAGGGAGCAAUCUUGUGUGCUGAUCUGAAAAAUAUUAAGAGGAAUUAAAUAAUGUGUAGGAAUAUCAGGAUUUGAAGGAAGAAAGAAUGUUUGGAAUGAAGGAAUGAAUGAGGGUAUGACUAGGGGAGUUGAAAGGGAAAGAAUAAUUAACUAACCUUUUCUUCAAGUCUAAUUUUAGAGAAACAAUCAAAUGUCCUCAUUCUGGAUUACUGCAGCAACCGGAUUUUAUUCUUGCAUUUGAAACCAGAGGUACCUAAAUAUAAAUUUCCUUUUUUGACAUUUACUAGCUUUGUGGUUAUAGGAUUUCUUAACCCUGAUUACUUUUUUUCUCCUUUGAAAAAAUGUACAUAGCAACAUAUGUAGUAUCUACCUCUUAGAGUUGUUUUGAGAAACAAAUAACUAUAAAUGUCAGUUAUUCCUCAAUAUGUAUCCUCUGCUCCAAAUAGACUGGUCAGUUUACUGUCUCCUUACCAUAUCUGUGCAUUCCCUCUUGGCCACAUUUUCUUAGACCCUUUACCAGUCCAUUCAAAGUGUAUCCUUUGUCAAGUUCUUAUCACCUCCUGGCUAGUGUGUUGGACUAGCUUCAUUAGUCCUUCUUGCUAUCUUUUUCGAUUUAUCCUCCACAUAAAUGCUAAAAUCAUCUUAAAGCAAAUUAGAUAGUGUCUCCAUUACCUUUAGAAUAAAAUACAAAUUCAACCUCAUGUUGAAGUUUACAAUCUAGCUGUAAUUUCCCAUUUCAGCUUUAUUUCAAAUUGUGCCUAUUUAUGCACCCUAUAAUUCCAACCUAACUGGACUCUUUCCUGUUUUUUAAACUUAGAAUUUCAUCUCUCACUUUCAUUUUAGCACAAACCAUCCCACCCAAUUAAAACAUAUUCUCUCUUCAGUUCUUCUUAUCAGAAUUUUUAGCUUCUUUCAAUGCUCAGCUUAGCCAUUAUUUCCUUUGUUAAACUUUUUCUUAAUUUAUCCUGUCAAUUGUUUCUUCCUCCUCAAAUUAUCCUAUUUAUUUAUCUGUGUACAGGUGAUAUCCCCCCCAGAUUUUAGAAUUUAGAAUUUAAGCCCCUUGAAGACAAGAACAAUUUUUGUCAAUAUGCCCCUAGCACUAUACUUUGUAAAAAGGAAGUGUUUAUUAAAUAUUUGUUGAAUGAAUCCAUGUCUUUAAAGCCCAGCUCAAAUCCUAUCUUUCCAUAAAGCUUCCCUAAAUACUACAAGCAAAAAAAUAUUUUCCCUUCUUUUGAACUCCUGUGGUACUACUAUCAGGAUGAUUUAUUUGGCUUAAUUAUGCCCUGCCUUGCAAUAUCCAUUUUUCAUUACUUAACUUCCCAUAUGUGUUUUUGAACAUUUUAUCUCUUUUAUUGUAUUGUAAAUUCUUGAAUAGCAAAUCAUGUGCCAUAUUUCUUGGUACAGUGGAAAGAACACAGAAUUCAGAGGUCAGAAAGAAUUGGGUUUAAAUUCUGAGUCUUCCACUUACUAGUUAAAUGACCUCAACCUCUUUUGGCCUCAGUUUUCCCUAUUGAAAAAGAAAGAUCCUAUUUAUACUACCCACUAUUGGGAUACCGUGAGGAAAACAUCAUAAACUAAUGUAAGCUCUCUAAUACUUGUUGAAUUAAUCAUGAAUCAAUUUAAUAGGUAUUUGUUGAAUAUCUACUAUGAACCUGAGGUAUGUAUGUGUUUGUAUGUAUGUGAAUAAAAGAUAAAAUAUGCCCUCCAAAUGUUCUUAACAUGUAAAAUAAACAAUAAUAAGUAAUAUCUAGUUAUUUGGUAGCUCAAAUAUGGGACAAUAAGAGCUAGACUUUGGAAAAAGAGCUUAUUGUGUUAGAGUAAAUAGAAGAAUUUUAACUCCCAUGGAUCUAGAGAGAAGGGACUAUUGAGUAAUUUUAAGAGCUUGAGUUCAAAAUCCAGUGUUUUCUAAGUUGCAUAUUCCGCAUUUGAGGAACUAAUUUUCAGAGACUGCAGGAAUAAUCAUUCUUUCCUAUUUUCCACUAUUUGGUAACAUAUUUUCUAAAUAAAUUGUUAUUCUUUCAGAACAUCAGAGAAAUGAAAAAAACAUGUUGUACAUAGACACAUACCUUACCAAAAUUAUUUUGAAAAUUAUAGGAACAAUCAUUUGGAUACCUAAUUGAAAGAUCAGAGCUAAGAAAACAGCUGCUAUGAUUCUGUCAGGUCUUUCAAGUUCCUUGAAAGCUAUUGGUAGUCACAUAGUGACCAGCAUCCAUAGAUGUGUUUAUGUGAUGACCACAAUAUGAUAAGGAUAUUUGUCUCUGUCUACCUUAUUUUUUAAAAAGAGAGGGGCAUCUGUGACUUCAUCAAUUUAAGAAACUCUUGAUGAGGAAAUUUGUUUCUCAAUGUAUAUAGGAACCUUCUCCACAACUGAUAUUCUUAAAGAAUCACUUAGGGUGAUGAGAGAUUAAAUGAUUUCCCUGGAAAUAUACAGUUCCUAGAUGUCAGAGGUGGGACAGGAACCUAGGUCUCCCUGAUCCUUCCAAAGUCAUCUCUCUAUCUUUAUAGCAGACUGCCUUUUUCUUUUUCCCUUGUUUAGAGUAAAAAUUCCAUUUUUGAUGUAUGUUGGUGACACGUCCUCAAUGUUCCCACUUCUUAGCGCUUCUAAUGCAAUGGUUGACUAAGACAGAAACAGAUUUAGGAAUGAAAUUUGAAGCCUUUAUUCAAGGCUUUGGGCUGCAGUCUAUAAUACAAUCAUCACUGCUUCUUGGUCUACUUUACAUCCUUAGAGUUAAGAAGUCCACUUUUCUUCACUACUAUGACUCUUUGAGAGUUUGGACUAGGGACCCUGUGGCCCAGGAAUACAAAGGUAACAAAAACAAAAAGUACUGAACCAAAAAAGGUACUGCACUUAUAUAUUUAUGUGCUUAUAUCUACAUACAUGUAAAUUAUACACACACACACACACACACAUGUAUAUAUAGUUAUGUGUGGUCAGACAUUCCUUUCUAUUUUAAAUCUGCAAAAGGUAUAUUGUUUAUGCAGCCACUUUUAGAAGAUUUCUUUAUCUCUUGACAGCUUCUGAAACUAUAUAAGUUCAGCCAAAAAGAAAAAUAAAGCUGUUAUUUAAUAUUUCAUAUAUUAUAUUUGUGAAAUGACCUCAAAUAGAUGUAUAACAAGGAAUCAGAGUAGGCAUCCCUUAUACGUCAUGAAAACCAUUGAACAAACUGUGGCAUGUGAAUGGAAUGGAAUAUUAUUAUUCCUUAAGAAAUGUUGAAUGUGAGAAAUUCAGAGAAUCAUGAUAAAACUUAUAUGAAUUGAUGCAUUGAAGUAAGUAUAACCAGAAUAACUAUGAUAAUGUAAAUUAAAACAAAACAAAGUCACACUGAUUAAUUGUAAUGUCAAACUCAAUCCAGUAUAAUAGAAAUAUCAAAAUAUGCAUACUAUCACUUUUUGUGAUAGCAAAAAAUCUGGAAGCAAAAUGGUGCCAAUCAAUUGGGGAAUAGUUAAACAAAUUGUGAUGUGUGAAUUUAAUGUCUUAAGAAAUAGCAGAGGGGCAGCUAGUGGUGCAGUGGAUAGAGCACCAGCACUGAAGUCAAGAGGACCUGAGUUCAAAUGUGAUCUCAGACACUUAACACUUCCUGGCUGUGUGUCCCUGGACAAGUCACUUAAUCUCAAUUGCCUCAGGGGAAAAAAGAAAGGAAAGAAAGAAAGAAAAAGAAA
This is a messenger RNA of Antechinus flavipes (yellow-footed antechinus), 6390 nucleotides long. Its product is annotated as zinc finger protein 252-like. NCBI's taxonomy places the organism in Eukaryota, Metazoa, Chordata, Mammalia, Dasyuromorphia, Dasyuridae. Bases 220 to 1923 code for a protein of 567 amino acids. The record is from RefSeq and is a predicted model, not a curated record. The transcript is spliced from 4 exons. Gene Ontology annotation, molecular function: DNA-binding transcription repressor activity, RNA polymerase II-specific. Gene Ontology annotation, biological process: negative regulation of transcription by RNA polymerase II.